ACUCCCUCUUACAAGUAAGAGAAAUCACAGCCUCAACUCCAAUUUCCAAUUUUGUUAAUUUUCAUCGCGGAACGCUACUUGGAGAUACGGUAUAACAAAGCAAACUAUCUAGUCACAGCAUAGUGCAACGUGUCAUCAUCUCAAGUAUCACAAGCAAGGUAUAUAAAUAUAGAAAAAGACCAAAUAAAGUAAAAUCAGUUGCAUACUCCAUGCUACGUCGCUUAAUAACUCGCCAACUCACCUUUCCCAACUCGCCCGAGGCAACCCGGUUCAUCAACUCACUCACCGGUUCACCGCUCCACCGCCGCCGCCAUCAUUUCCCCGUCAAAUUUCUCCCGUCUAAUUACUCCUUCGUAAAAUCCAAAACCUCCUCCGCCUCCUCGGCAGCGGUCACCAGAAAUCGUGCGGCGGCGGCGGAUAUGGAUUCAACUCCGAUGACGGCGUCAGUGACGGAGGAUUUUGUUCACGUUGAUAGCGGUACAGGUAAUUCGAAUUCCGAAGGUUUAUCAGAAUCGAGUGUCGUGAAGGAACAAGGAGUUGAGGAGGCGAUUUCGGCAAUUGUAGAAGGUGAAAGAGAAGGAUUUGAAAGGAAAGUAUUGCCGGAGGAAUUGGCGAGGAGUGCUAGUUCGGAAGAAGCGAGUGUUGUGGAGGAGCGAGGAGUUGAAGAGGCGAUUGCGGCGAUUGAAGGAGGUGAAGGUGAAGGAUAUGUAAGGAAGGAAUUGCCGGAGGCAUUGUUGAGGAGUGUAAUGAUGCUGAAUUGUGAUUCGUCUACUGCUGGAGGUGUUUGUGAUGUGUAUGUUGUUGGUACUGCCCACGUUUCUACGGAAUCCUGCCAAGAUGUUGAAGCAGUGAUCAAUUUCUUGAGACCAGAGGUUGUCUUCUUGGAGUUAUGUUCAGGUCGGGUGGGUGUACUUACACCUCAGAAUUUAAAGGUACCAACGAUGGGAGAAAUGGUGGAGAUGUGGAAGAAAAAUCAAAAUCCAUUUGGGAUACUCUACAGCUGGUUUCUUGCCAAGGUUGCUAGCAAGCUUGAGGUUUUUCCCGGGGCAGAGUUUCGUGUGGCAUAUGAAGAAGCAAUGAAGUACGGUGGGAAAGUGAUUCUUGGUGACCGUCCCGUGCAAGUGACAUUACGAAGAACAUGGGCAAAAAUGCCACUUUGGCACAAGACAAAAUUGGUAUACUCUCUAUUAUUCCAAGCAGUGUUUUUACCCAAGCCUGAUGAUCUCGUCAAAAUGUUGAAGGAGAUGGAUGAUGUUGACAUGUUGACUCUUGUAAUUCAAGAAAUGAGCAAGAAGUUCCCUACUCUUAUGGAUACCCUAGUUCAUGAGCGAGAUCAGUUUAUGUCAUCAAUGCUGCUAAAAAUUGCCCGUGAACACAACUCUGUUGUCGCAGUUGUUGGUAAGGGUCACCUUCCAGGAAUCAAGAAGAACUGGCAACAACCUAUUGAGGUUAAGGAACUACUAUCGAUGCCAUCACCCAAGCCUCUCAUUUCUGUUGCUAAAAUUGUGGCAACCUUUGGAGUUGCAGUUGCAGGAGUGGCCAUAAUAUCUGGCAUUUACAUUUCAAGCAAGAAAUAAUCAUCACAUUUUUUAGGUCUUAACUCUCGGUCGGCAUUCAAUAUGAAUGAGCACAUUUGAGGGCCAUGUGCUGUUCGUUUUUUGGUCGAAAGUUAAAAAAAACUUUUAUACAACCAAGUGGAAAUUUGUAUAUUUAUUAAGCUAUUUUCGACUUUCAGCUAAUUCCUAACUACAUUACAACUCUCUGACAACAAUAAAACCUAUACAGAUCUAAGUUGUUUAAAAACUUUUGGAGUAUAUUCCUCCA
Capsicum annuum is the source of this 1824-nucleotide messenger RNA. Its product is annotated as traB domain-containing protein. Lineage: Eukaryota; Viridiplantae; Streptophyta; Magnoliopsida; Solanales; Solanaceae. The record is from RefSeq and is a predicted model, not a curated record. Bases 210 to 1577 code for a protein of 455 amino acids. The transcript has 9 exons.